UGUUUGGGAGUGUGGGUGUCGGUCUGGGGGUGGGGAAGGGGGUCUUGGGGAAGGAGCCUCAGUUCCUUCCUGCAGGUGUAUGUCCCCAUUAGCCCAUUAAGGCCCUCAGGUUGUCUAGGCAACUGAGAGGGGAGGCCAGGCUGGGGUAGAUCCAGGUGCUUCAGGCAAAGCAGAGGAAAGGCCCAAAGCAGGUGCCGGUGGAGACAAAGAGCUAAAGAGCUGGGCCUGCCCUGGACCCGCUGCUGCUUCCUGCUCUCGAGAGCCUUCUGUCCCCUCAGGUCCAUGUCCCAGCCAUGCUCCCUGCAGACGUGCCCGUGGCCCACUUGAAUCCUUCACUGCUGCUGCUGCUGCUGCUGCUACUGCAGCUGCUGCCCCCUGCAUCCUCCUUCUUCCCCAACAUCUGGAGCCUCCUGGCUGCCCCCGGGUCCGUCACCCACCAGGACCUGACCGAGGAGGCGGCACUCAAUGUCACCCUGCAGCUCUUCCUGGAGCAGCCACCCCCGGGCCGUUCCCCGCUUCGUCUUGAGGAUUUCCUGGGCCGCACCCUUCUUGCUGACGACCUCUUUGCUGCCUACUUUGGACCUGGGUCUCCUUCCCGGAGGUUCCGAGCAGCCUUAGGUGAGGUCUCCCGUGCCAACGCAGCCCAGGACUUUCUGCCAACAUCCAGGAAUGACCCUGACCUGCACUUUGAUGCUGAGCGGCUGGGCCAGGGGCGCACACGCCUAGUGGGGGCUCUCCGGGAGGCCCUGGUGGCGGCCAGAGCUCUUGACCACACCCUGGCCCGCCAGCGCCUUGGGGCUGCACUUCAUGCUUUGCAGGAUUUCUACAGUCAUAGCAACUGGGUGGAAAUGGGACAGCAGCAGCCACACCCUCACCUCCUCUGGCCUAGGCAGGAGCUCCGGAGCCUGGCACAAGUGGACGAUCCUACCUGCUCUGAUUGCGAGGAGUUGAGCUGCCCCGGGAAUUUGCUGGGCUUUACACUCACCUCUGGCUACUUUGGAACUCAUCCCUCCAAACCUCCAGGGAAAUGUAGCCAUGGGGGCCGUUUUGACCAGAGCAGCUCCCAGCCACCACGGGGAGGCAUCAACAAGGAUAGCACAUCCCCAGGCUUCUCUCCCCAUCACAUGCUGCACCUCCAGGCAGCAGAACUGGCCCUUCUGGCCUCCAUCCAGGCCCUCAGUCUCCUGCGAAACCGGCUGGGAGACAGGGGUUUCUCCAGGCUGCUGGACAUCAGCCCAGCCUCCAGUCUGAGCUUCGUCCUAGACACCACAGGCAGUAUGGGUGAGGAGAUCAAUGCUGCCAAAAUCCAGGCUCGCCACAUUGUGGAACAGCGACGGGGCAGCCCCAUGGAGCCUGUCCACUACAUCCUGGUCCCUUUCCAUGAUCCAGGGUUUGGCCCUGUCUUUACCACCAGUGACCCUGACAGCUUCUGGCAACAACUCAAUGAGAUCCAUGCCUUGGGGGGUGGAGAUGAGCCCGAGAUGUGUCUGUCAGCCCUGGAGCUGGCUCUGCUGCACACACCUCCACUCUCAGACAUCUUUGUCUUCACCGACGCCUCCCCCAAGGAUGCCUUUCUCACCAACCGGGUGGAGUCCCUGACUCAGGAGCGGCGCUGCAGAGUAACAUUCCUAGUGACCGAGGACCCAUCGAGGGUUCAGGGCCGAGCUCGGCGUGAGGUCUUGUCGCCUCUGCGUUUUGAGCCCUAUGAAGCAGUGGCCUUGGCCUCAGGAGGAGAGGUAAUCUUCACCAAAGACCAGCACAUUCAGGAUGUGGCAGCCGUUGUUGGGGACAGCAUGGCUGACCUGGUUACCCUUCCCCUGGAACCUCCUGUUGUGGUGUCUGGAAGGCCACUUGUGUUCAGCGUGGAUGCACUGCUCCAGAGGGUCACAGUCCGGAUCCAUGGGGAGGUCAGCAGCUUCUGGAUCAGGAACCCUGCAGGGGUCUCCCAGGGCCAGGAGGAAGGCGAGGGACCUCUAGGUCACACUCGCCGCUUUGGGCAGUUCUGGAUAGUUACCAUCAGUGACCCCCCACAGACAGGGACCUGGGAGAUCCUGGUCACAGCCGAGAGCACACCCCGGGUGAGAGUGCAAGCCCAGACAUCCCUGGACUUCCUCUUCUACUUUGGGAUCCCCGUGGAAGAUGGCCCCCACCCUGGCCUCUACCCCCUGACUCAGCCAGUUGCAGGCCUCCAGACCCAGCUGCUGGUAGAGGUGACAGGGCUGGGCUCCAGAAGCAACCCUGGAGCUCCUCUGCCGCAUUUCUCUCACGUCGUCCUACGAGGGGUCCCGGAAGGUGCCGAGCUGGGCCGGGUGCCUUUGGAGCCCACGGGACCGCCGGAGCGAGGUUUCCUCGCGGCCUCGCUACCGUCCGCACUUCUGUCCGCUGUGGGACCUUUCUCUCUGGAGUUGAUUGGCCGGGACGGAGAGGGGCAGAGCCUGCACCGAGCUGCUCCCCAGCCCUGCACCGUGGUCCCUGUCCUUCUGGAGCUCAGCGGCUCCCCGGGAUUCCUGGCUCCAGGCAGCAAGGCCCCGCUCAGCCUCCGCAUCGCCAGCUUCUCAGGCCCUCAGGAUCUCGAUCUUAAGACAUCUGUCAAGCCCAGCUUCGCUCUCACCUCCAACCUCUCCAGCUUUGGGCGCGAACCCUGGGCUCUCAACUCUUCAAGAGCUUGGGCCUUCAGCCCGGCUGACAGGGUUCGCCUGGAACCAAAUGGGUCCGUACUCGACAGGGUUCGCCUGGAACCAAAUGAGUCCGCCUGGGGGCGCCUGUGGUUGGAGAUCCCGGACUCAGCGGCUCCAGACUCCGUGGUGAUGGUGACUGUGACUGCGACAGGUCCAGAAGCCAGCCCAGUGCCCCCGACCCAUGCCUUCCUCCGGCUCCUGGUGCUGGCCCCCAUCCCGCAGGACCCGCUGGCUGCCCCUGCCCACUCAUCUGGCCCUAUCCUCGCCUCCACCAGCCCUGCCUCCACCUCGGUGACUCGGGGAAGGGCUGGGGGAGGGCUGGUGGGCAACCCCUGGUGGGGCACAGUUGGAGGGGUGCUGCUUUUGCUAGGCCUGGCCUCCUGGUGACACCAGAACCCCUAGAGGGAUGUGCCUGCAGCGCUAUUUUCAGUCUGGCCCCACUGGUGAGAAGGCAACCGGGCCUUGGGACCCGACCUCUCCCAGCUGGGAUGGAGGUUUUCCUUCUCACACACUUGUCCCUCCCUUUCUUUGUGAGAUUGGGAUAGAGGGCAAUGGACUUUCCCACAAUGCACUUUCCCCAACCCUGCUGGGAACCAAAGCAAAUACUCCUUUUUGGAGAAAAUUGGCCUCUAUUUCUCUGUAGCAAAAUCUCUUUACUCCACUAUUUAUUCAUGCUUUCCUAAGCUCAGGUAGAAGGAAAGAUAUAUGGGGAGGAGACUAAAGUUGAGAGUGGGGGUUUUAUUUAUAGAAUUGUUCUUACUUGAAAUUCUGAGGAAGCUCCUAUUUUAUUUUUGUAUUUAAAGCUGAAGGACAGUUUCAAUAAACAUGUCUUCUCUAGAGAGGGAUUUCAAAGAAAGAUCAUUUAUGCAGAUCACUUAAGGGCGAGUGAGGGCAUAAGACACCAAGCAGAUGAAAUGAAGUUUUCGGUUGUGGAGAAGAAACUUUACACCAAGAUGUUAGGACUUCAGUUGGCCCACCACCUGGAGCCAUUUAUCUGUUAAGUCAAGAAGCAGAAUAAGGAGACUGGGAGUUCU
Molecule: messenger RNA, 3712 nt
Organism: Panthera uncia (snow leopard)
Lineage: Eukaryota; Metazoa; Chordata; Mammalia; Carnivora; Felidae
Gene: VWA7
Product: von Willebrand factor A domain containing 7
Source: RefSeq, a predicted model, not a curated record